GUCUAGUCGUUUGAUAUGGCAGAAGAUGGGAAGUUCUGAAUUGAGAAGUUCGAUGGUACAGAUUUCAAUUGGUGGAAAAUGAAAAUUGAAUAUUUGCUUGUUCAGAAAGAUCUGAACGUGGUAUUGGGUGACAAGCCAGAAAAGAUGUCGGAUGCAAAUUGGGAAGGUUUGGAUCGGAAAGCUAUGUCUGUGAUCCGUCUCUCGAUGACCAAGAAUGUUGCAUUCAACAUUCUGAAGGAGAAGACAUUGAAGGGAAUUAUAGAAGCGCUGUCUAACACGUACGAGAAACCAUCUACAGCUAACAAAGUUUUUCUGAUCAUAGAACUGGUGAACACAAGGAUGAAAGAAGGCACUUCAGUUAAUGAGCAUAUCAACAAGUUGAAUUCGAUCUUAGCCAGACUUUUGUCAGUGGACAUUAAGUUUGGUGAUGAAGUUCAAGCUUUACUACUAUUAUCGUCUUUACCUAAUAGUUGGUUUGGAACGGUUAUAGCAGUUACCGGUUCAGUGGGACCUGAUGGAUUCACCUUUGAUCGGAUUCGAGAUCUUGUUCUUGGCGAGGAUGUCAGGAGAAAGAGUUCAGGAGAGUCAUCUGCAUUGCAGAAUCUAGUUAUUGGGGACUUUGGAAAGGUACGACUAGCAGACGACAGAGCUCUUGAGGUGACGGGCAUGGGUGACAUGCUGUUGAAGACCCCAAUCAGUUUCUGGACUUUGAAGGAUGUCGGAGUGGUUCCAGGCUUAAAGAAAAGUUUGAUUUCUGUCAGGCAGUUGGACGAACAGGGACACAAGGUGAAGUUCAGAGAUGGGCAGUGGAAGGUCAUAAAGGGAAAUCUUGUCAUGGCCCGCGAAAGGAAGAGUGGUUCGUUGUAUAUGGUCGAGUUACAAUCUGAGGGAGUGACCGUCCUGAUUCAGAAGAGAAACAAAGUCUGGUUCACAGAGUCUCGUGGGCAGAAUAAGGUUGUCUAUGCAAGAGAGAAACCUAGAGCCACAGGUCAGACUCAGGAUGAACGAGCGAGGAAAGGUUCAAGGAGGCCAGUCAGAGGUAUUUAUGGCAGUGGGAGCUCAAAAGGCGCUUCAGCAAACUUUCCUAGAAGACAGUGGGUCACGAGAAAAUUUCUUGCUGAGUAUGGAGAGUGUUUGUUCUCAGGAUGUUCCAGGAUCCGGCAGUGUGCGUCUGCAGUGGGAGCUGGUAGGGACUGAGGACGAGUAAGGGGCAGAUUUAGCCGUGACUGAUGUGUUGGAGCUUGGGAGAGCUUCAACGGGCCUUUCAGUUGUCUGAUGAUAGGGCCGCUGCAACAGGAGAGCUGAGGAAGAUUACUCGAUGUAUAGGCAAUCGUGGUGGAUUGCAGUUGAUGAUUAUCAAGUCUCCAAGUGGGAUAAUGUUGGGUUUUGUG
This is a messenger RNA of Cuscuta campestris, 1391 nucleotides long. NCBI's taxonomy places the organism in Eukaryota, Viridiplantae, Streptophyta, Magnoliopsida, Solanales, Convolvulaceae. The record is from the annotation of a GenBank genome assembly.